Molecule: messenger RNA, 1385 nt
Organism: Podospora pseudopauciseta
Lineage: Eukaryota; Fungi; Ascomycota; Sordariomycetes; Sordariales; Podosporaceae
Exons: 2
Coding region: 625-1263 (212 amino acids)
Molecular function (GO): protein binding
Source: RefSeq, a predicted model, not a curated record
CCUCAAAAGUACAUUAUUAGGCCCUUAAAAUAUCUUUCAAGGCUUAUGAACUAUCUUUUAAGACAUAUUGACUAUUUUAAAACGUAAGACGAUUAUCUUUCGAGGUAUGGUGAGUGAGAUAAUACGGGCCUUACCUACUUUCGACCGCUAAUUAUUUUGUGGUGAGGGAAGCAAGCUAACCAGCUCGAUACCUCGAGCUCAGAGGUUCUUGAGCAUCACUGUCCACCAUCUCAGCAUCAUCUAAACGGUAUCUCAUCCACUAUCUGCGCUCCAUCCAAAUACCUGUCCUCCAAAAAAGUCGUCACAAAGAUGACGCAGCCCUCAGGGGCUCUUUUCAGGCACCACACCAAAAACGAGAUGCGAGUUACAGGGGUUCAAAGCCCGCUAACCAAGCGCCACAGGUCUUGUCUCAACAACCCUGGAAUCACCGGCGAAUCACUCAGCUGAGCCCCUCGCACUUGAUGCCAGUUUGAACGAUGGGGAGGACUCCAGGCAGAAUCUCGUUUCUGGUGUUUAUAUAUACCCGUGUUCUCCAACCUCACCCGCAUGUCUGAUUGACUGCUUCUCCUUAAACCAACCACUGUCCAGCUCUUGUUUGUCUGUCAUUUGUAACCCGCUGAAGAAAUGUUCCACAUCCGCCGCCGCCGCAACGUUCUGCAGGACAACCUGGGCUCCACACCGCCGCCAAACCGGAAACCCGCAUUGACGUCUUCCGGACCCAACUCCACUUCCGGCCCGGCGGCCGAUUGCGAACUGCCUCAUCAUGAUGAUUCCGGCGCUCAACCAAAAAGGGGCUUUUCCCAACUGCCACCAGAGAUCCAUCUGAUAAUCACACAACAUCUCAUCUAUCCUGAUGCCCUAUCCCUCAAGCACACCUCUCGCUAUUUCUACCGGCUCGUCGAUACCGGCGUGAAACUGAAGGUUGAUUGGCUCAUGGAGAGGAGGAAGCUGCAUCUGGAAUGCCCGAGUAAUCAGCGAUGUGAUUUGGGGAGUGACUUGCGGUUUUGUAGGGGGAGCGUAAAGUUAUUGAUGCAACGAAGAAGAGAGCAUAUCGAGUGUGAAUCACGACCUGGUUUAGGCUGUCUAAUUUACGGCACAGAGACCUGUCCCCAUGCAAGGAAGCUCAAAACCAAAAUCAAGAGGUGGUUGAGGGGCCCGGUGACGUUGGAGAUGAGAUGGGUCUUGUUGGUUAUUGGUGUUGCUUUGCUGCCGUUGAUCAUAAUGGGUUGGGUUUGGUUGAUGGAGAGCUUUGUUUGGAGUUGACAAGUCUUGUUUGAAGUCUGAUAUGAGCAGGUGUAAUCGCCCUGGCUUUACUUUCAAUCUGUAAUGAUAGUAUACCCCAGCUACGCAAUGAGGAUAAUGCAAAUUUUUGCUGUCGACGUUAU